Messenger RNA from Thlaspi arvense, 795 nucleotides. The record is from the annotation of a GenBank genome assembly. NCBI's taxonomy places the organism in Eukaryota, Viridiplantae, Streptophyta, Magnoliopsida, Brassicales, Brassicaceae.
AUGCAGGCAUGGUUUAUGGAUGAUAGCAAUGAAGAUCAGAGACUUCCUCAUCAUCGUAACUCAAAAGAGCUCGUCACUGUGGAUAACUUGGCAGAGCUUGGAGUGUUGUACUGGAAGUUGAACCCUAAGAAAUACGAGAAUGAUUCUGAACUAGGCAAGAUUAGAGAAGAAAGGGGUUACGACUACAUGGAUUUACUGGAUCUGUGUCCUGAGAAAGUUAGUAACUACGAGGAGAAGCUGAAGAACUUUUUCACAGAACACAUUCACAAGGACGAAGAGAUUCGUUACUGCUUAGCGGGAAGUGGCUACUUUGAUGUUAGGGACAAGGAUGACCGUUGGAUCCGGAUCUGGAUGAAACCGGGAGAUCUCAUUGUCCUUCCCGCCGGAAUCUACCACCGGUUCACACUCGACACUAGCAACUACAUCAAGCUAAUGAGGCUGUUCGUUGGAGAACCGGUCUGGACACCAUAUAACCGGCCGCAGGAAGAACAUCCGGUUAGGAAGGAGUAUAUAAAGAGCUUAAACCACAAGUUUCGAGAAAGCAUUCAAGCUCAUUGAGAAGAUGUAUGGCUUUGUGGUGUAUUUGUAGGUAUUGUGUUCACCAGUAAAAACAGAGGCUCCUUCCGAAUACUUGUGCUUGUAAUACUUUUGCAAUAUACAUAUGCUUCAAUACCUAAGAUAUCAUAUUAUUAAUUGGCAAACACGUUGGAUUAUGAUUGAAAGUUAUCAUGGUUGAUUACUUUUUAUCCUUUAUAUUAAAAAAAUUUAUUUACUUUUAAUGAAAUUAACAGAUUA